Rhododendron vialii is the source of this 2402-nucleotide messenger RNA. RefSeq lists its product as uncharacterized. The record is from RefSeq and is a predicted model, not a curated record. NCBI's taxonomy places the organism in Eukaryota, Viridiplantae, Streptophyta, Magnoliopsida, Ericales, Ericaceae. The coding region runs from base 1 to 2397 and encodes 798 amino acids. The transcript is spliced from 2 exons.
AUGGCGCCAAGACUUCUGUCACCCGAUUUCCAAAAACACCCCAAACUCAUAAAAUACGCCCGAAAGAACAAUAGACCCGUGCUAGAGAGGGAGAGAUCUGUUGAACUCUGUGGACCAAAGAAGAGGCAGCUAUGGUGGAUAGCGUUGGCGGCGAGGCGAUGCUGGGCACCGGAGAUAAGGACUGAGAAGGAGUCGCCGGAGCCUUUUGUCGGAGAUGGAGUUGUUGCCACAAUCGCCGGCGGCGAACCACCGUCAUGGAUGAUUCUUACUUUAGAAAUGAAAGUGAGUAAUGGCCUUUUGACAACAAACGAGUCCCUCAAUGAGGGUUUUUUUGUCUUACUCUGCAAGUUCCUCGUCUACUCUUUGAGUAGGUUUUCUGCCUUUCUUCUACCUUUACCCCUCGAACCCUUUCCUUCCUCUCCCCUCCAUAUCUGCUUACCCUUAAUCUUUCUCCUGUGUCUCACCCAUCUCCCCUCCCUCCUCUUACCCGAUACUAUUUCUGCUAUAUCCUUAACUUAUGGCUUCUACCCCCCGCGGGUGGAAACUCAUCCAGAUGCUAAAGGCGAGGAUGAUCUCUCUCUGCGUUUUAAGUUGUUCACCCUUACUGAUGAAGAGCAGGGUGCUAUCAUUCUCUCCCAUGAGGACGUUGUUGAUAGUCUGGCGGAAUGCCAAACAAGUCUUCUUGGCAAGGUAAUCUCUCAAAAGGCCCCUAAUCUGGUGGGGCUUAGGAAUACAAUGGGAAAGGUAUGGGGAAACCCAAAAAAUUUUCGUGUGUUGGCUGUUGGUGGUGGUAUUUUCCAAUUCAUUUUCCCGUCUGAACUGGAUGCCACAAGGGUCUUGCGUGGGAAGCCAUGGUUCUUUAAUAAUCAUUUUCUUAAUUUGGAGCGAUGGCAACCUAACAAGGCCCUUAAAGAUUAUCUUUUUGAUUUCACCCCGAUGUGGAUUCAGGCAUGGGGACUCCCCCUGCAAUUUCUCUCUAAGGAUGUGGGUGUUAAAUUGGGUAUGCGGUUUGAAGAUGUUGAUGAUGUUGUGAUCCCGCAAUCGUGGAGUCAUGAAGGUCGUUUCUUGAGAAUUCGUACAGUUCUUAAUGUUACACAACCUCUUAAACGGGGUUGUAUGGUAAGGCUGUCAGAGGAUAAACCGAUUUGGAUCGAAUUUCGCUAUGAAAAGCUUCCUGCUUUCUGUCGAUAUUGUGGUAGUGUAGGUCAUGAGUUUUUGAAUUGUAUCAAGCGGUUUCUGGGUUUAGAGGAUGAUGUGGUGCUUUCAGCACAAUAUGGUGAGUGGCUUCGGGCAUCACCAGCAACUCAACCAGGGCGGCGGCCGGACGAGACUGGCUCGACGGAGAUUCCGAGAGCAGGGAUUCCGAUUUCGGAAUCAGGAGAAUCCUCUGCGGAGAAUCAGGGGAGAGAUUUUCGGACUGGAAUUUCGAAUUCUUGUUCCAAUCGGAAAGGAAGGAUUAAUAUUUCGGAUUCUGUUGCGGAAGAUUCUGCUCAUAAGGAGAUGCUAACGGAAGCUUAUCUUGCAGAGAGAUCUGUGGAUGUCAAUCCCAAUCCGAACCAAAAAUUGAGAUGGGAUCAGCUCAACCUAAAUUUGGAGCAGAUUAUUAAGGAUUUUCCAUAUCGAGGGUCCAGGCCCAAAGCCCAGUCUUGUCCUGAUCAACUAUCUCAUUCCCCGAAUUACUUUUCUAGCCCACCUACUCCCGUAACCAAAUCUUCUCAAAUACCCAAUCUAUCGCACCUCUGUGAUAACUCCUCUUUAAACUUGGCCCAACACCCCCCUACUAUAGUCCAUUCUCCUAAUCACACUUUGACCCAGCUCAUUAUCCCAACCCCUUUAACCAAGUCGAAUUUGGAAAUUCCUCUCCUUACCCUACCCACACAGUAUCCCUCUGUCCUAACCAGUGCCAAAUCUCCCCCCUCUUCCCUCCCCCAAAAUCAAAUCCCUAUUAUCCCCCUCCUAUCCACCACCAUCCCUUCCUCUAGUCAGGAUACCCUCCUUCCAGAUAUUCAAGCCUCAUAUAUCCCUUCUCUCACUUCCCCUACCCUAUUUGAUAUCCCUAUUACUUAUGGCGUCCCACAUGGCAGAGGCCGAUCGAAGCGUAUCGUUGGUGCUCCAACCAUCAAACAUGGUAGGCGACGUGCCUUGGGGGAUAUUAACGGUAGAAGCCUUCCCAAAACUGUCUCCUCUAUCCCGAAACCUGCUCUUAAUCGGAAUGGAAAACGGAAUCUGGAGAACCAAAGCCCAGGUCUUGAUGGCUGGGUAGAAUCUGCUUUAACCAUAGAUGAGACCCCUCGAAAGAAAUUUUGCUCUGCGGUUGUGGUGGCCUCUGUGGGUAUAGAUGGCAAUUCGGAUAUGGUGGUGGAGACCAGCUCGAAAUGGUCUCCAUUUGCUCAAUGAUCUGC